AUGAGACUCGUCCACACCCCCUCCUUGGGACGGGCUUUGUGCCGUCCCGGUCCCAACAAGCUCUCUAGGGGCUAUCUCCAAUCUUCUUUCUGGGAGGCUGGGCGGGGGAGCCGUCCAAUCGUUCAUAAAGCUGCCCGCCCUCGCAGCCAUCCUGCAGCUUUUGUUCCCGUCUCUCGCACUCUAAACCCCGGCUGGCUCCAGCUCAAGCAUCAGAACUCCUCCAUCACGGCACCCAUCGCCACUACUAUCACAUCUUCCUUUUCUACCUCUGCCAAGAUGUCGUCGGAUCUCUUUGUUGAGCUGUCGACGCCGGUCACCGGGCCCUACAAGCAGCCCAUUGGCCUGUUCAUCAACAACGAGUUCGUUGAGGGUAUUGAGAAGAAGAAGUUCGAGGUCGUCAACCCGGCCACGGAGGAGGUCAUUGUCUCUGUAUGCGAGGCCACCGAGAAGGAUGUUGAUGUCGCCGUUGCCGCGGCCCGCAAGGCCUUUGAGGGCGUCUGGCGCCGGGUCACUCCUCAGCAGCGCGGUCUGAUGCUGCUCAAGCUCGCCGACAUUGCCGAGAAGAAUGCCGAGUUGCUGGCUGCCGUCGAGUCCCUCGACAACGGCAAGUCUAUCACUAUGGCCCGCGGUGAUGUCGCUGCCGUCGUUGGCUGCAUCCGCUACUACGGCGGCUGGGCUGACAAGAUCGAGGGCAAGACCAUCGACAUUAACCCCGACAUGCUCCAUUACACCCGUCCGGAGCCCAUCGGUGUCUGCGGCCAGAUCAUCCCCUGGAACUUCCCUCUGCUGAUGCUCGCCUGGAAGAUUGGCCCUGCUCUGGCCACGGGUAACACCGUCGUCCUGAAGACCGCUGAGCAGACACCUCUCUCUGCCCUCGUCUUCGCCCAGUUUAUCAAGGAGGCCGGCUUCCCUCCGGGUGUGGUCAACAUCAUCUCCGGAUUCGGCAAGACCGCCGGCGCGGCCAUCGCCUCGCAUAUGGACAUCGAUAAGGUGGCUUUCACCGGCUCGACCCUGGUCGGCCGCUCGAUCAUGAAGGCGGCCGCCGAGUCCAACCUAAAGAAGGUGACUCUCGAGCUGGGUGGCAAGUCGCCCAACAUCGUGUUUGACGACGCCGACAUCGAGGAGGCCAUCAGCUGGGUCAACUUUGGCAUCUACUUCAACCACGGACAGUGCUGCUGCGCCGGCUCGCGCAUCUUCGUGCAGGAAGGUAUCUACGAUAAGUUCCUCGAGGCCUUUAAGAAGCGCGCCGAGCAGAACAAGGUCGGCGACCCCUUCCACCCGGAGACCUUCCAGGGCCCGCAGGUCAGCAAGCUGCAGUUCGAUCGCAUCAUGGGAUACAUCGAGAGCGGCAAGGCCGAUGGUGCGAAGAUCGUUACUGGCGGCGAGCGCCACGGCGAUAAGGGAUACUUUAUCAAGCCGACUAUCUUUGCCGAUGUGAGGCCUGAUAUGAAGAUUAUGCGCGAGGAGAUCUUCGGUCCUGUCUGCGCGAUUGCCAAGUUCAAGACCAUCGAGGAGGCUAUCCAGAUGGGUAACGACACCUGCUAUGGUCUUGCUGCUUCGGUUCAUACCAAGGAUCUCAACACUGCGAUCCGCGUCAGCAACGGCCUAAGGGCUGGCACCGUUUGGGUCAACUGCCACAACAUGCUCUCUCAUCAGCUGCCCUUCGGCGGCUUCAAGGCCUCCGGUAUUGGCCGCGAGCUCGGCGAGCUUGCCCUGGCCAACUACACCGAAAACAAGAGUGUUGCUAUCAACAUGGCUGGCAAGCUCUUCUAA
Thermochaetoides thermophila DSM 1495 is the source of this 1773-nucleotide messenger RNA. Its product is annotated as mitochondrial aldehyde dehydrogenase-like protein. Gene Ontology annotation, molecular function: aldehyde dehydrogenase (NAD+) activity. Bases 1 to 1773 code for a protein of 590 amino acids. The record is from RefSeq and is a predicted model, not a curated record. The transcript is spliced from 3 exons. Lineage: Eukaryota; Fungi; Ascomycota; Sordariomycetes; Sordariales; Chaetomiaceae.